GUAAAUUUAGCCUGACUUAGAUGACUCACGAUCAUUUCCUUAAUCUUGGCCUGCGCCAAUUCGCAAAGAAAUGAGGUUAACCUAGUGCAAUUUUCACAGGAUAGAAUGAUUGUUAUCCAAUUAAACCUUGGUGCAAGUUCUUAUCGGGCAGAAUUUUCAGUCAUGUCGCCUUUUUGGUCACGCUAUGCCUACUUUUGAGGCUAAGUUAUCCCUGCCCUUUGUCCAGACGUUUAGCUACCUAUACCUAAAACUCGCAACAUAUAUUACUAUUUAUCAUCUGGUCAUUUCAUUGCUUCUUACUAAUAGUCUAAGAUUAACGCAAGAAGCCUUUUUCAUGAAGGAAGCCGUGAUGGAGAAAUGCUUAAAGAUUGAACAAGAUAGUGCUCUGAAACAAUUCUCACGUCAGCUAGAGUAUGUGAAAAAGAAUGGAUUGUCAGAAUGAAGGUGUGUUUGUCCCCAAACUACACCUGUCCCCUCGUGUCGAGCAACUCAUUGGUGGGGCAAAGUCUAUGAUUCUCCCAACAGUGCCACCAGGCACCUGUCUGGUUGAUUAUGUGGAACGAAUUUUGGAGUUGCUAGAACAGAGGGUCAAACGAUUUAUACUCUGCUUUGAAACAAGAAAGCAGUUUAUUGCUCAGGUGCUGUGCCAGUUUGGCUGUGCUGUGAUAGAAUACGAUGCUAAAAAGUUCACAAAGAUUGUUCUGCUGUGUGAACUGAAUGAUUUUCACUUUCUAAUCUUUAUCACCCUGGAUGCCUUUUUCCCUCAGCAGCAAGCCCCCAAAGUGGUCUUACAAUCCUUAUACCAUCACAAUGCAAGAGGUCCUUUCACAAUGGAACUGAAGGACCUGCCUUUUAACUCCCAGUGGAACACAGAAGAAAUGGUCGUGAAGAUGAAACAAGGUGUCCUCUCUAAAAUUAGUUCUUUUCAAACGACAUCCAUUAGAAAUUUCUCCUGAUAGGAGAUUCCUCCUUAACCUUCCUAGUUUUCAUGUGAUCAAGAAAAGCCAUGUCAAGGUAAGAGAAUCAACAGCUGCCUUUCCUACUGUUACAACAAAUAUAAUUGUACUGUGGAGUCUUUGUAAAUUCUUUGUAUCACUUUUCUACUCCUGUAGGUACUUUUUUAUUUGGUUGUUUACUUUAAACAUUUGAACACGAUCUUAUGAGAUAGUUGGCUGUAAUGAUGUAUGAUUAGUUUUGAUACAUAUCAGUAGUUUAUAAAAGAAUUUAUGUGAGGCUGUGCAUGAUCCUUAUUCUACACUGUAAUAAGAUGUGAUCUGGGGAUAGAAUUUUCAACUGCCUUAAUAGAAUGACAAUGCUUUUAUUCAAAUAGCAAUAGUAUUGUGUCAAAGAUUUUUUAUGUGCUUAUGCUGUAUUGUAUGAAUAUAUUUUAUUUUUCUGGUACUUAAUGAAUAUCUGUUUGGUGGUUUUACAGUACUUUUACCAAAUCAUUUUCAGUUAGGAAUUAUAUUUAGCAGGUUGCACAUCGAUGUAUAGAAUGACUUAACAGUAAUACUCAUCAGGCACUACAGGUACACAAUCCUUUAUCCGAAAUCCUUGGAGCCAGAUGUUUUUCAGUUCUUGGGAUUUUUCGGAUUUCGGAACUGUGGGGUCAGGAGCAUAAUCAAGCGUUGCUACUUCAGCAAAAGCAUUUUUUUUUUUUCCUUUUUUUAUGGUUUUUUAUUAUAGUUAUUUAUUGUAUUAUAUACAUGAUCAAUAAUAAAACAGUGGGAAAAUUAAGACCAUAUGUUCACUGAUACCUAUUAUUUACCAUGAUUGAUUAUUUGACUGGUGAUGGCAAAAAUUACUCAAUAAUUUACUUUAUAUAAUUGUUUCUUCUUGAAAACAAGAAUUUAACAAUUUUAACUUUAAUAUAGUGGUAUGGAAAUGCCCACAGAAUGUGUUGUAGUGAUCAAAUGUACGACUGCAAACUACGACACACCGUGAGAUUUUUCAUACAACUAUAUUAUUAAAGUUGAAAUUACGUAUUGUUAAAUUCUUGAUUUUAAGAACAAAU
This is a messenger RNA of Macrobrachium nipponense, 2014 nucleotides long. Its product is annotated as BRISC and BRCA1-A complex member 2-like. The record is from RefSeq and is a predicted model, not a curated record. Gene Ontology annotation, biological process: double-strand break repair. Gene Ontology annotation, cellular component: BRISC complex; BRCA1-A complex. NCBI's taxonomy places the organism in Eukaryota, Metazoa, Arthropoda, Malacostraca, Decapoda, Palaemonidae.